Messenger RNA from Asparagus officinalis (garden asparagus), 1092 nucleotides. Its product is annotated as (+)-neomenthol dehydrogenase. The transcript has 4 exons. Gene Ontology annotation, molecular function: oxidoreductase activity. Gene Ontology annotation, cellular component: membrane. The record is from RefSeq and is a predicted model, not a curated record. Lineage: Eukaryota; Viridiplantae; Streptophyta; Magnoliopsida; Asparagales; Asparagaceae. Bases 50 to 955 code for a protein of 301 amino acids.
CAUUUUACUAAAUUUCUUUUUUCUAAUUCACUUCUUCAAUCCAAAAACCAUGAACUUCACUUUGGAUCAAUCAAACCUGGCAACAAGUAGCAAUACUUCUCAGACUGCUUUCAGAUGGUGGUCAAAAGAGACAGUUGCAGUAGUCACAGGAGCAAACAAGGGCAUUGGCUUCGAGCUCGUUAGAAAAUUCUCACAACUUGAGCUCACCGUGAUCUUAACUGCCAGAGACAUUACCAAAGGCAAAGAGGCAGUAGACUCACUUAAAGCCAUAGGACUCAAAAAUAUAGAAGUUUGUCAAUUAGAUAUCACUGAUAUUUCAUCAAUCAAAUCCUUUGUUUCUUGGCUUGAGAAGAGAUUUGGAGGAUUGGAUAUUCUGGUGAAUAAUGCUGGUGUUUGUUUUAAUGAGAUAAAUGGAAACUCGAUCGACUAUGCUGAGACUGUGAUCAAGACAAAUUUUUAUGGGCCUAAGAUAUUGACAGAAGCUCUUAUGCCAUUGUUUCGGAGAUCUGCAUCGAUGAGUAGGAUACUGAACAUUAGCUCACAGCUUGGAGCACAGACUCAAGUGAGCAAUCCAUCAUUAAGAGAACUUCUCCGAGAUGAAGGCAAUCUCUCAGAGAAAAAGAUCGACAAGAUGAUCUGUCAAUUUCUCUCGGAUGUAAAAAUGGGAGUUUGGCAAGAAAAAGGAUGGCCAAAUGUGUGGACAGACUACUCAAUAUCAAAGUUUGCAGUGAACGCAUACUCAAGGCUACUAGCAAAGCAAAACAUCGGGAGAAAUUUGAGUGUGAAUUGCUUUUGCCCGGGCUUCACACGGACGGCUAUGACUGGCGGCAAAGGCCAUCGGACGGCUGCGGAGGCUGCUGAGAUUGGAUCUUGGAUUGCUUUGCUCCCUCCUAAUGAGCUGCCUAAUGGGGAGUUCUUCAAGAUUCCCGCCCCUUCUAUUACCUCUAAGCUGUAGAGAUUUCUCUAUAUAUAGUUGCAGCUUUAUGUGUUCUAGUGUUUAAAGACACAGAAACUUACUUUGGUUGUUUAGAUAAAACUAUCCAUGUGUUGAGUGGAAUCUAGAAUCUUUAAAGAUAUGAGUUCAGAUGUAUG